This is a messenger RNA of Sceloporus undulatus (fence lizard), 1662 nucleotides long. Its product is annotated as zinc finger protein 845-like. NCBI's taxonomy places the organism in Eukaryota, Metazoa, Chordata, Lepidosauria, Squamata, Phrynosomatidae. The transcript is spliced from 2 exons. The record is from RefSeq and is a predicted model, not a curated record. The annotation marks the transcript as partial.
ACAAAUGCAGGAGAGAAACCAUACAAAUGCCAGCAGUGUGAGAAGUGUUUUGCUGACAAGUCAAACUUUUCAAGGCAUCAGAGAGUCCACACAGGAGAGAAACCAUAUAGAUGCCAGCAAUGUGGAAAAUGUUUUUCUAACAAGACUUCCUUUGUGCAUCAUCAAAAGGUCCACACAGGAGAGAAGCCAUACAGAUGCCAGCAGUGUGGCAAAUGUUUUGCUCGCAAAUCUAACCUUCAAAGCCACCAGAGUAUCCACACAGGAGAGAAGCCAUACAAAUGCCAGCACUGUGGGAAAUGUUUUGUUGAGAAGUCUUUCCUUAUGAAGCAUCAGAGUAUCCACACAGAAGAGAAACCUUACAAAUGCCAGCAAUGUGGUAAAGGUUUUGGUCACAAGUCUGCCCUUGUGAGACAUCGGAUUCUUCACACAGGCGAGAAACCAUACAAAUGUCAGGAGUGUGAGAAGUGUUUUGCUGACAAGUCAAGCCUUUCAAAGCAUCAGAGAGUCCACACAGGAGAGAAACCAUACAAAUGCCAACACUGUGGUAAAUGUUUUGCUCGCAAAUCUAACCUUCAAAGACACCAGAGUCUCCACACAGGAGAGAAGCCAUACAAAUGCCAGCAGUGUGGGAAAAGUUUUGUUGAGAAGUCUUUCCUUAUGAAGCAUCAUAUUCUUCACACAGGAGAGAAACCAUACAAAUGCCAGCAAUGUGGUAAAGGUUUUGGUCACAAGUUUGCCCUUGUGAGACAUCGGAUUCUUCACACAGGAGAGAAACCGUACAAAUGCCAGGAGUGUGAAAAGUGUUUUGCUGACAAGUCAAGCCUUUCAAAGCAUCAGAGAGUCCACACAGGAGAGAAACCAUACUGUUUUGCUCGCAAAUCUAACCUUCAAAGCCACCAGAGUAUCCACACAGAAGAGAAACCAUACAAAUGCCAGCACUGUGGGAAAUGUUUUGUUGAGAAGUCUUUCCUUAUGAAGCAUCAGAGUAUCCACACAGAAGAGAAACCGUACAAAUGCCAGCAAUGUUUUAAAGGUUUUGGUCACAAGUCUGCCCUUGUGAGACAUCAGAUUCUUCACACAGGCGAGAAACCAUACAAAUGUCAGGAGUGUGAGAAGUGUUUUGCUGACAAGUCAAGCCUUUCAAAGCAUCAGAGAGUCCACACAGGAGAGAAACCAUACAAAUGCCAACACUGUGGUAAAUGUUUUGCUCGCAAAUCUAACCUUCAAAGCCACCAGAGACUCCACACAGGAGAGAAGCCAUACAAAUGUCAGCACUGUGGGAAAUGUUUUGUUGAGAAGUCUUUCCUUAUGAAGCAUCAGAAUAUCCACACAGAAGAGAAACCAUACAAAUGCCAGCAUUGUGGUAGAGGUUUUGGUCACAAGUCUGCCCUUGUGAGACAUCGGAUUCUUCACACAGGAGAGAAACCAUACAAAUGCCAGGAGUGUGAGAAGUGUUUUGCUGACAAGUCAAGCCUUUCAAAGCAUCAGCGAGUCCACACAGGAGAGAAACCAUACAGAUGCCAGCAGUGUGGCAAAGGUUUUAUUCGCAAGUCACAACUUGAGAGUCAUCAGACAGUCCACACAGGAGAGACGCCAUACAAAUGCGAGCACUGUGGGAAAUGUUUUGCUGAGAAUUAUUCCCUUGAGAAGCAUCAGAGUCUC